GCUCUCAGCAGUUACAGACUCUGCAGGAAAGAUGAAGAAGAGCGUCUUUCCAAAUUUUGCUCUCAAGAAACUCGGCACCUUCGUCGCAAUCAUUGUGAUUUUUAUUCACAAUGUUGUGCUCGACAGGGAUUUGAAGUGCAAUUGUGAGGCUCCAGGUCGCGGCUGCAAUUUCUUCAUGGCUAUGCCGUUCGUUAUUAUAUUUGUUGUCCAACUCUGGACGGACAAGACGGUUCUGAGAGCCUGGAUAUAUACCUGUACCUGUAAAUGUACCUGGACCUGUAUCCGUGCCUGUGUCAGUAGUGUUUGGGCUUUCUUGUGUCAUAUCAUCAAAGCAGGGUUCAUAGGUUUGAUUUGGGUCAUCUCUGUGCUGAUCGAUGGAGACUGGUGGGUUUGCUGUAACAGUGGUAAACAGUUGGCCUGCAAAGACCCAAAAAACCUCACGGCUCAGAAUCAAACAACCAUCGCUGAACUGAAAAUCGAGUCCUUGAUUGCUGGCAUGUCGAUCCUCCUUGCUAUCCUGCUGGUUGCCUUUAUAUCAUCAUUGGUACCAAAGAACUGCUCUGAAGAAUCCAGGCGCUGCAACAUGAAGAUUCAAUAUUACAGUGCGUUUUUGGAUGAAGAGGAAAAUGUGCUGAAAGAAAAUUUGACAAAAUCAGCAAAAGACCAGUUGACUGAAAUCAUCAUUAACAACACAUGGGACAAAUGGUAUGGUGCUGCUGAAGAUGUGCUAAAGGAAUCUCCUGAACCAAGACUUUCUCAACAACAGCAGGAAGACCUGAAGAAAUACAAAAACCCGAGCAACAACAUCAACAAUGGCCAUGACGGAGCACGGGAUGAUGAAAUGGGCUGUACCACAGGAGAGCCAGGAGAAAAUCUCGCUCUUAUUGAGCGUCCUGAAGCAGCAGGAAACCAGGGAAUGGAAACAGAAAAUCCCUCCCUCCAUCUGUCCACACACUCGUCCGUCUGUCCAUCCAGUUACACUGUACCUCUUCCUGCUAAAUGUCCUCGGGGCAUUGACACCAGCUCAUGAGAGAAACUAAGAUGAACUCUCACUGGGGGACGAUGAGGAUCCAGGUUCAUCCGGCGUGCAGUAAAGAUGUGUGACGGUCACAUGUUGUCACUGUGUUUUAAUCUGUUCUCAUGUUUAUCAGUUAAUUCGGAGCUGUGCUUUGUAACGAGGGUUUAAAUGAAAUGUCUCUACUGUCAUUUAUAUUUUCUGUAUUUGUGUUUUAAUGACAUUUUUCACCUUCAUCAGAUCAGUGUGUUUUAGCUUUUACAGCUUGUAACGUUAGCUAAAGUUAGCAUGCUAACAUUCAGAGUUUCGUCUGUAUUUCAUUGCUUAAUAAAUGAAUGACAUUCCCAUCA
This is a messenger RNA of Epinephelus moara (kelp grouper), 1365 nucleotides long. RefSeq lists its product as uncharacterized. Bases 32 to 1030 code for a protein of 332 amino acids. The record is from RefSeq and is a predicted model, not a curated record. The transcript has 6 exons. NCBI's taxonomy places the organism in Eukaryota, Metazoa, Chordata, Actinopteri, Perciformes, Serranidae.